UGUUACGACCAUGAACGCGUUGGUUCUAGUUGCUUUGUUAUUAUUAUUUUCCCUUUAUUAUUUUUGGCGGAAAUGGAGAUACGAAACCGUUUGGAAAUAUGUUUCAGCAAUUCCUGGACCUAAAGAAAAACCAAUUAUAGGAACAUUCAGUUUCGGUACUGCAGAAUCACAAUUCCUUACCGAUCGAAAUAAUGGAAAAGAAUUUUAUCCUAUUUAUAGGAUGUGGACAUUAGAUAUACCAAUAGUUGGUAUAUUGAAUCCAGAAGACAUAGAGCUCAUUAUCAAUAAUCCUAAACACAACACUAAAAGUUAUGUUUAUGAACUUAUACACGAAUGGUUAGGAACAGGACUUCUAACAAGUUCGGGUCAAAAAUGGCAACAUAGACGAAAAAUGUUAACUCCAGCAUUCCAUUUCAACACCUUACAGGAAUAUGUAGAAGUAUUAAAUAAUGAAACAACUGUGGUAGUUAAUCAGUUGAGAGAUUUAUGCAAUGAACCAUUUGUUAAUGUCAUCAAACCUAUAACGGAUUAUGCAUUGAAUUCCAUAGCAGAAACAGCUUUAGGUGUUUCGCUUAGAGAAGAAUCAAAUUGUACGAAAUACCGAGAAGCAAUUCAUAAUUAUGGUAUGUCGUUUGUUCAUAGAGCCGUACGACCUUGGCUGUUAAUACCAUUCAUCUACAAACUAAGUUCCUUGAAAAGAAAAAAUGAAGAAAUGAUCAAGAUAAUGCAUGAUUUUUGUGACAACAUAAUUAAUAACAGACAAAUAAAUUUUACUCCCGAAACAAUGAAUAAUUCAAGGGGGAAACGACUAAAUCUACUAGAAUUGAUGUUAAAAGCGAAAUACACCAGAGCUGAAAUCGACGAUGCAGGAAUCAGGGAAGAAUUGAAUACGUUUACGUUUGCGGGUCACGAUACUACAGCUAUGGCCUUAAUUUAUACUCUGAUGGAACUAGCAAAUCAACCAAAAAUACAAGAUGAACUUUAUCAAGAAAUAAUGUCAGUCGUAGAUGAAUCCGAUGAGCCAUCUUAUCAACAAUUGGGAAAAUUAAAAUUUAUGGAUAGGUGUAUCAAAGAAUGCUUAAGGCUUUAUCCAAGUGUACCAGUAAUCGGUAGAAUAUCAGGCGAAGAAAUAAAAACAAAAACAGGAUAUGUUAUUCCAAAUAAUUGUUUCAUUCAUAUAUACAUUUACGAUCUCCAUAGAAGACCUGAAUUAUGGGAAAAUCCAGAAAAGUUUGAUCCCGAUAGAUUUCUGCCUGAAAAUGUAGCUAAGAGGCAUCCAUUUGCUUAUUUACCAUUCAGUGCAGGAGGAAGAAAUUGUAUAGGGCAAAAAUUUGCGCUAUUGGAAAUGAAGACAUUUCUUUGUGGAAUACUGCGAAAUUUCAAACUGGAAUCUGUGACUAAACCCGAAGAUAUUAUUUACAGAUCAGACAUAGUUUUAAGAUCAAGCACAGAUAUAAAUGUUAAAUUUAUAACCUUGCGUGAAAUUGCAUUACAGCCUACUAAAGACAGCAUUCAUUCGAGGUUGUUUAUUCUGCAUAUAAACAUGUUUUUGAUAGUAAUUGCAACUUUAGUGACGGUCAUCGGCUUUAUUUUUUGGAGUAAAAAGAAAAAUGAAGAGUUUUGGAAACAUUUUAUGGCAAUACCGGGCCCCAAGGCGUAUCCCGUAAUUGGAACUGAAUAUCAUUUCGAGGACUCAGAGGCUAUGUUUAAUAGAGAUAGAAAACGUUCUGUAGAAUAUUUUCCAAUUUACAAGAUGUAUACGCUAGGCAUUGCAACUGUCUGUAUAAUGACUCCCGAAGAUAUAGAGUUGAUUUUGAAUAAUUCCAAACAUCUUGAAAAAAGUCAAAUAUAUAACCUUCUUCACGAUUGGCUUGGAACGGGGCUGUUAACUAGUAAAGGUCAACAAUGGCACUCGAGAAGGAAAAUUUUAACGCCAGCCUUUCAUUUCACUAUUUUGCAAGAGUUUGUUCAUAUUUUUAAUAAAGAAAUGAACCAUUUAGUUGAGGAUAUAAAAAAAUUAUGCGAUCGACCCUAUAUUGACGUUGUCAAGCCUAUUACUGAAUUUACUCUGCACUCAAUUGGAGAAACUUCUCUUGGAAAAGAUCUCCGCGAAGAUCCAAGAAGUAAACAGUACUUGCAAGCGGUUCUUGAUUAUGGAGAUAAUUUGAUGUAUAGAUUGAGCCGACCCUGGUUAUACCACCAAUUCCUUUAUAAAUUAAGUUCGGUUGGAAGACGUAACGAAAAAACCAUCGAAAUCCUACACGAUUUUUCAAGUAACAUUAUCAAAGAAAGAUAUAAACUAUUCGAAGAUAACGGACAAAUUAGUUACACUAAUAAAAAAAAGUUGGCAUUAUUAGAUCUGAUGAUAAAAUCUAGAAAUAGCGGUGCUGAUAUGGACGAUGUAGCGAUGAGGGAAGAGGUUGAUACUUUUAUUCUGGGAGGUUAUGAUACUACGGCUGUAUCUCUAUCACAUACAUUGAUGAUAUUAGCCAAUGAAGAAAAAAUUCAGGAGGAGUUGUACCAAGAAAUUAUUGCUAUUGUGGAAAAUCCAAACAAUCCAAUGUUUGCUGAGUUACAGGAGCUGAAAUAUAUGGAAAGAUGUAUCAAGGAAAGUUUAAGAAUCUACCCCAGUGCCCACGUCAUCUCCAGAAUAGCUGGAGAGGAUAUUCGAACUAAAGAAGGAUACGUUAUUCCAAAAGGUUGCGAUAUAAAUAUCAACAUAAUAGACAUGCACAGAAGUCCACAUCUGUAUGAAAACCCUGAAAAUUUCGAUCCUGAUCGAUUUUUACCUGAAAAUAUUGCGCAGAGACAUCCUUAUGCGUAUAUACCUUUCAGUGCUGGCAGCAGAAAUUGCAUAGGUCAGAAAUAUGCUAUGUUGGAAAUGAAAGCUGUUCUUUGUGGUAUAUUGGGCAACUUCAAGUUAGAAGCUGUUACGAAACCGAAAGAAUUGCGUCACAAAGGUGACAUAAUUAUAAGACCAAUCGGUGAAAUAAGAGUUAAAUUUGUUCCUAGAAAAUAAAUACUUCAAAUUGAGUAUGCAAUAUAUACAUAAAUUAUAAUCUAAGAUAUAUACCAAUACCUAGUGGUAAUAUCAUUAAUUGACGUCAUAUAUUAUACUGAUAAGAAAAAUAUGACAGAGUACAAAUGUUAAAAUUGCAAACUUAACGUAAAAGUUCUUUAUACGCACAGUUUACAAUUUUUAAGACACUGCUUACCAAUUAACACCUUAACACAACCUAACUCACAUGCUCCAUAUAUUCCUUUUUUUCAUUGACCUUCUUCGGGGUAUUUUGCAUGCUUUUUAACUC
Messenger RNA from Diorhabda sublineata, 3308 nucleotides. RefSeq lists its product as uncharacterized. The record is from RefSeq and is a predicted model, not a curated record. The coding region runs from base 11 to 3019 and encodes 1002 amino acids. Lineage: Eukaryota; Metazoa; Arthropoda; Insecta; Coleoptera; Chrysomelidae. The transcript has 16 exons. Gene Ontology annotation, molecular function: monooxygenase activity; oxidoreductase activity, acting on paired donors, with incorporation or reduction of molecular oxygen; heme binding.